Molecule: messenger RNA, 738 nt
Organism: Protopolystoma xenopodis
Lineage: Eukaryota; Metazoa; Platyhelminthes; Monogenea; Polystomatidea; Polystomatidae
Source: the annotation of a GenBank genome assembly
AUGCUAGCGCACCGCUGGUUUGUGUCCCGAACUUUGGCUGCGGCACUUUCUGCUCCUCCAGUCUUACGGAUCGCCUAUCAGGCUGUGUAUGCUCAGCUCUUGGCUGACUUGCUUAAGUUUCUCGCCUACUUUUUGCAAAAUGCAUUGAUGCCGAAGCCAAUCCAGAGUUUGUACAAAGCUACACUUAGGCUUCUCCUCGUCUUGAUCCACGACUUCCCUGAAUUUGUUUCAGACUAUUAUGCUUUGUUCUGUGACAUCGUGCCAUCUAAUUCGAUUCAGAUGCGUAACAUGAUUUUAUCUGCGCUUCCAAAACGAGGAGUUCCAGUUAGCGACCCUCUACAGGCCCCUCCCGUUGAUCAACUUUCCCAGCUUGAAGACCCAACAGGUUAUUGUAUGAACGCUGGGUCUCGUUUGCCAGAAUCUAUGCUUCGCGAAAUAGAUAACUAUCUGGCUACGCGAACUCCAGUCAAGCUUUUGAGCAAAUUGGUAACCAUGCUACGACGUGCUCCUGACGAUCUGCACCUUUUGCUUCCUUCAUCAUCCGGCAACAUCCAGACUAGCCCACAAUCACUAAUGGCUUAUGCGGCUGCAGCGACUUUUGCCAUGGCUACUAGCAAGUCAGCGACUAACUCUAGUCAAGUUGCUGCUCUGUUAACUACUGUCGACUCUAAAGUGGUCAGUCAGUGCCUUAUAUUCAUUACCUUUUUAUCUAUAAUGAAUUUAUGUUUAGGAAUAUAA